Uncinocarpus reesii 1704 is the source of this 546-nucleotide messenger RNA. RefSeq lists its product as uncharacterized. The transcript has a single exon. The record is from RefSeq and is a predicted model, not a curated record. The coding region runs from base 1 to 546 and encodes 181 amino acids. Lineage: Eukaryota; Fungi; Ascomycota; Eurotiomycetes; Onygenales; Onygenaceae.
AUGGAAUCUUUACGCAAGCUCGUUCGACGCGAAGAUGAUAUGGAAGAACUCAGCUCCACCACAGUUAAUCUGUUGAUAUCUUUGUUGGUGUUGAUCUUGUUGGCGAUCACCCUGACUGCCUCACUCCUCAUCCUGCGCCGCAAACGCCGUGCCGCCAAGAAGGCGAACCUACCUAUGUACAACGACCAUGCGGCCGGCUCUGGACAUCACCGUCGACUGACCAUCACGACCACGCCCUAUAACGGUAAUGAAUCGGUCUAUGUUAUUGACGAAAAGAGGAAUCUCGUCGAGAACUCGUCUAGCCCCCCUUCCAGCCCGGUUCCAGAGAUUCGUAUCACGUUCCCCGAAGAGGAAGAUACGCAUGGCAAACGCAAGCCAGGCAGCGUUGUCGUUGUUCGCAUUUCUGAGAAGGGAGGAAUUGGAUUGGAGCCUUAUUCGGAGUCUUUGCCGCCCUAUCAGGCAAAUACCGCUGAUAGGUUCCAGUCGCUUGAUCUCGAACGCAUAGGAGGAUUGAAGGACAAGGACGACAUGAAGCGCUAUUCCUAA